Callorhinus ursinus (northern fur seal) is the source of this 876-nucleotide messenger RNA. RefSeq names its product coiled-coil domain containing 198 (gene CCDC198). Lineage: Eukaryota; Metazoa; Chordata; Mammalia; Carnivora; Otariidae. The record is from RefSeq and is a predicted model, not a curated record.
AUGGGCCUGAGUCAUUCUAAGGCUCACCCUCGGGUGACCAAAGUAGCACCCUUGCAAAACAAAGAGGAAGGGGCUCCCUCGGCCAGCCCCAUGGCCUUUGCUUUCAGCCAGAAUCUGGAAGGAAAGAGUUCCUUUGUGUUCACAAGGCUGCAGGAUCAGAAUACAGCUUUGGAAAGGCAGCCACCUCCUCUCCGACAGACGGGGUGUGGAAGACACUCGGCAGUGCCCAGGGCCAUGUAUUUUGACAUCCCACUGGAACACGGAGAAACAAGUAUUAUUAAAAGUCAUCCACCCCGAAGACUUCAAAAGCUUGAACCCAUUGACCUGCCACAAGUAAUUACUUCUGAAAUGCUCCUGAGCCAGCAAGAAGCCAGAACAACUCACAAAGCAAAGCUGGAACUGGAAAAGAAGAUGCAAACUCCAGGGUACACUCCCGGGAAAAGACAAUAUUUACAUAAGAUGCAAAUGCUGGAAAUGAACCGUAACAGACAAGAGAAGAAGAGUCUUCACAGGGAGGCAAGAAUUAAUAAGCAAAAACCGAGGGACCGUAAAGCCAAGAAAAUCCUUCAAAGCAUCCCAAGACAUGACAGGGGUCUUCCAACCUUGUUGCCGGAUGAAACCUUGAACAGAAGAAGUCCAGGAAAUUCACAGAAUGAAGAUUUGGGGAAACAUCAAGCAAGGAAUGACUGUUGUCCCCGGAAAAUUGGCAAAAUGGAAACGUGGCUCCGUGAACAAGAGGCCCGGGGCCAGCUUCUCUGGGACAGUUCUAGCUCUGACUCAGAGGAGUUGACAAAAAGUGAGAAGAAACCACAGGCACUGGUGAGGACCAGGACAGAGAGAAUCCCAGUUUUUGAUGAGUUUUUUGAUCGAGAAUAA